AUGCUGUGGUUCGGUCUUCUGGCUGUGCUAGUCUCCGCCACCGCUACCAAUCAGUGUGAUACCGCAUCAAAAGGUGGCGAGUGCUUCAAGCCAAGUGGACACUACGGACCGGCCUUCCUGCAGUUCAAGGGUCUAGUGAAGCAGACGACCGGCUGCCAAGGGGACGACAGGACCCUUUGCACCCUUGAAGUGUCGACAUGUGCGCCUUUCUCUGAAUGGCCUGAUGUGGACAAUGGUGUCACUUGUGGGGGCUGCAAAGCACUAGUGCGUGCGGCACCUUAUCAAGGCCGCUGCGACCGGUAUUGUGCCAGCUUCGGGCAUCGAUGCACCGCCGCUGCAGAAGAGAAGUCCGAGUCUUGCGAGGCUGAGGAGGAGAAGCGUUGCGAUGAGGAAAUCUCCGACACCUCGGACAUCCUUUGCACUUGCGAGCGCGAGGAUGGGGCUCCGAGCUCCACUCCCCCAACGCCUGCUCCUCCCGCGGAGUGCUGGGCGGAGCUUCCAGGCCUGGCUACGGAGGAAGGCGCAAGCAUCGGGGAGGUGCCCAGGGGCUCAUCAGUGUCGGCGUGCCGGCGCCGCUGCGAUGAGAAUCCCGAGUGCAAAAGCAUCUCCUUCUGCCCAGAAUGGGACUGCUGGUUGAAGGAUCGUAGCUUCACAGGUACAGAGCCAACUCGGGAGAAAGGGUCGUGCAAGACGCACUUCAAGACAUUCUGCGAUGCGACGACUACCACUGCUGCAAGCUCCAAUCAAAAUGGCUACUUCAAGUUGCGUGUCGUCUCUUACAACAUCUAUUGGUGGAAUGCCUUCGGUCAGAAUCCAUGGAAGGGAGAGAGGAUUCUCAACAACAUCAAGGACAACCUUGUUCCCGAUGCUAUUGGCUUGCAGGAGUGUGACUCUCGCUCUCGGGUCGAAGAUGCGACCGGGCUCCAGCGCGCCUCGAAGUUUGCCGGGGCGCAGGGUGUGAUGGUGGACCCUUCCCGACUUCGCGUAGUGCCAGGGACGUCUGGUUCCGAGGACCUGCAGGCAACAGGUAAGUGGGGACCUAGACACGUCACCUUCGUCCAGCUCGCCGAUACGACCACGGGAAGGACCUUCUGGAUUUUCAACACCCAUUGGUGCGUUGCCAACGGCAAUGGCCGAACUUGCAAUGAGGGCGUGCGCUACACUGGGGCUCGGAACAUGCUAAGGGUGAUUCAAUCGAAGGCCGGCAACUCCCCGGUAGUUGUGACUGGCGAUUUCAAUGCCGACAUGGACGAGGACGGCCCACAGCACUUCUUUAGGAAUGGCUUCAAGCUAGCAGUCACUGAGUGGGUAGAUGCCAUUUUCUAUACAGAGCAACACUGGAAGCUAGUUGCACAGGGUAAGGGUGAUGCGGCACAGAGUGACCAUCGCCCAAUCUUUGCAGAGCUCGAGCUCUUGUAA
Symbiodinium sp. CCMP2456 is the source of this 1419-nucleotide messenger RNA. The record is from the annotation of a GenBank genome assembly. NCBI's taxonomy places the organism in Eukaryota, Dinophyceae, Suessiales, Symbiodiniaceae.